Vombatus ursinus (common wombat) is the source of this 2507-nucleotide messenger RNA. Its product is annotated as induced myeloid leukemia cell differentiation protein Mcl-1 homolog. The transcript is spliced from 4 exons. Bases 93 to 1160 code for a protein of 355 amino acids. Gene Ontology annotation, molecular function: channel activity; protein homodimerization activity; protein heterodimerization activity. Gene Ontology annotation, biological process: extrinsic apoptotic signaling pathway in absence of ligand; positive regulation of apoptotic process; intrinsic apoptotic signaling pathway in response to DNA damage. Gene Ontology annotation, cellular component: mitochondrial outer membrane. The record is from RefSeq and is a predicted model, not a curated record. NCBI's taxonomy places the organism in Eukaryota, Metazoa, Chordata, Mammalia, Diprotodontia, Vombatidae.
GCAGACGCCGCUCCCACUCCUCACUUCCGCUUCCUCGGAGCGCGCGUCUCUGUGCUUCCCGGACUUUCCGACCGCAGCGGCAGCUGGUGAAGAUGUUAGGCCCUUUUAAGAAGAACGCCGUCAUCGGCCUCAACCUCUACUGUGGAGGGGCUAGCGCUCCUUCAUCCGGCUCGCCCCUGCUGGUUCCUGGCAAAGGAACGACCGUGGAGAGUUCGGCGCCGCGGCGCGACGGCGGGGAAGUGGAAGCGGGGACGACGACGACGUCUGCGGCGGCGGCGGCGGCCGGGGAGUUAAUUAGCGGAAGCGGUGGCGCGAGUCUCCCGGACCUGGUGCCGGGCGUCCGGGGGCCCCCGCGGACCGCGCUCAUUGGCGCGGAGGUUCCCGACGUCACCGCCACCACACCGGGACCGUUGUUCUUCUCGCGGAGCUGCCGCUUCUCCUUGCCCGCCGCCGGGGCCGCGGACGCCGUCACGUCCCCCGAGGACGAGCUGGACGGCUACGAGCCCGAGCCCCCCGGGAAGCGGCCCGCCCGCCGGUCGCUGCUGGCCCUGCCCUUGGCCCGAGAGGGCGGGGACACCUCGAGCAGCGCCCACGGCUCGCUGCCCUCGACGCCGCCCUCCGUCGAGGAGGAGGAAGACGAGCUGUACGAGCAGUCCCUGGAGCUGAUCACCUGGUACCUGCGCGAGCAGGCGGCCGGCACCAAGGACGCCAAGCCCCUGCGUAGCGGGAAGGCUCUGGAGACCCUGCGGCGCGUGGCGGACGGCGUCCAGCGCAACCACGAGACGGCUUUCCAAGGCAUGCUUCGGAAGCUGGACAUCAAGAAUGAAGAGGAUAUUAAAGCUGUGUCUCGAGUGGUAACUUGUGUGUUCAGUGAUGGAGUAACGAAUUGGGGCCGGAUUGUGACUCUCAUUUCUUUUGGUGCCUUUGUGGCAAAGCACUUAAAGAGCAUAAACCAGGAAAGUUGCAUAGACCCACUAGCAGAAAGCCUAACAGAUGUACUGGUCAAGACAAAAAGGGACUGGCUGAUCAAGCAAAAGGGCUGGGAGGGGUUUGUGGAAUUCUUUCAUGUAGAGGACCUAGAAGGUGGCAUCAGAAAUGUGCUGCUCGCCUUUGCCGGUGUUGCUGGAGUAGGAGCUGGUUUGGCAUAUCUAAUAAGAUAGCCUUGAUGUGGCCCUGUAGACUCAUGUGACCUCAGAUGGUCCCUGAAGCCCCCUCUCAAGUUGUGAACCUUCUUGUCUCCCAGUAUUCAGUUGGAUAGAGACAAUGGACUUGGUGCCUAUGUCUGUAGGGAUGGGAAAGUCUUGGGCUAGUGCCCUUUUGCUAAAACUGUGUUUUGAUUGAUUUUUUUUUCUUUCAAAGUCCCUUUGCUGUUUGGGCUUUUCAGAGAAGGGGGAGAAGGUCUUGCUGUGUGGUUUCUUCUACAGGUGGCCUUUUGGGUGGGGGAGGGUGUGUCUCCAAAGUCCUUUAGAUGGAGAAUGGCUGAAUCACUUUGUCACCUUUCUGGAUUGUUUUUCACUGGGGGCACUGAAACCUUUUAAAGCGGUGAGUUGGGUUUGUAUAGAAGUGUUAAACCUCACCGAGCUGCAUAACAGUUACUGGCACAUUUAAAAAUAACUUGGUUGUGGAGUUGGCUUAAUCUGAAAAAUUGCCACAUUGUUGCCAUUGAAUUAGACCUUUAGCCUGUGGACUUUGUGUAGCUAAAAUCAGCAUAAAUCAAGUUUGACUAAGAAUGUAAGGGAAGAAUGGCCUGCCUGCUCAUCUCUAAGCCAUGAGGCCUAAUGCUGGAGCUGUUUGCCUCCUAGUUGUGUUUCUCGUUCUUAAUCAUAAUCCCACUUAUUUAUGUCAUGCAUAUCAGAGGAACUAAAAGCACUUUAUAUAGUUUUUACAGCUUCAAAAUCGUUAUAAAAGGGGCAGGUUUGGAAAUUCUACUUCCCCAUUUUACAGCUGGGGAAAUUAAGGCACAAAAAGGGUGACUCACCCAAUAAACCAAUAGUGGAGCUCGUCAUAAAGAUCUUGAUUCCCAGAUCAUUAUGAAGGGAUUCUAUUGGUAGAGUAAAACCUCACAUCAGAGAAUUGUCUGGUGUGGGGGGUGGGAAGAGUUAGGGUUUGGGGGGAGAGGGGGGGGGUGCUCCUGAGGAAGUGUAGGGAGAAGAAAAGAACCUCAUUGCAUUGCAUUGCAUUGCAUUAAAGGACUGGCCACUCUUACAUAAUUGAGGCCAGUCCUGAGACGAAAAGGGAAGGGGGUGGUUGUGUAAAGGAUGUUCGGAGGAACCCUAUGUAUCGUUUUCUUCUGCUUCACUCAGGGAAAGCUGUUGAAAUCCCUGGUCUAGGCUUCCCUGCAAAUCCUGUAUCUGGGGAGUGUACACCUGCCUGAUGUUCCUCUUGAAGAGGUGAGCCAGGGAGGGUUAGGACCAACGGCAAAAUACAUGGGUUAUAAAAUCUAGUUUGUUUUCUUAACUUCCUGUUUUUUCUGAGAAAAGAGUAAUAAAUCUUUUAUUUAAAUUCAA